Molecule: messenger RNA, 1381 nt
Organism: Ylistrum balloti
Lineage: Eukaryota; Metazoa; Mollusca; Bivalvia; Pectinida; Pectinidae
Product: regucalcin-like
Exons: 6
Coding region: 81-977 (298 amino acids)
Biological process (GO): L-ascorbic acid biosynthetic process
Molecular function (GO): gluconolactonase activity; calcium ion binding
Source: RefSeq, a predicted model, not a curated record
AACGUGCUCUAUUCAUCCAUGUCCGCACAGGAUCACUUCGAACAAAAUACCGACAAAGACAAACGAUAAAGCAACGCAGAAUGUCGGUUGAAGUGGUCCUUAAGAACAGUGCCCGCACAACUGGGGAGGGGCCACACUGGGACGAAGAGACUGGCACUCUCCUGUAUGUAGAUAUUUGGGAAGGUGACAUACACAGAUGGAGAUCUUCAACAGGUGUUGAUGAGAAAAUCCAUCUAGAGGGACCAGUGAGCUUCAUAGUGCCGAGCAAGACAGGGGGUUACAUCAUCGGUAAGAACAGGAGUAUCUGUCAUCUCGAAUGGGACACAGAAAAAGUCACACCAUUACAUACUGUAGAAGAGGAGACAACAGAUAGGUUCAAUGACGGAAAAUGUGACAAGAAUGGACGACUCUGGGCAGGAACAAUGGGCAAGGAGUUUAAAGACAGCAUUGAGUUAGAGCGUGGGUGUUUGUACAGUUUUGACAGUUCAGGACUGAGGAGUCACAUGGACAAGGUCAGCAUAUCCAAUGGCAUCGCCUGGACAUUGGACAACAAAACCAUGUAUUUUAUUGACUCUCCCUUGAAGAAAAUCUACGCAUUCGAUUAUGAUGCAGAGACAGGAAAUAUCAGUAAUAGGAGAGAUGCUGUCGAUGUAGCUAAUGGCUAUCCUGACGGGAUGACAAUUGACAUGGAAGAUAAGUUAUGGGUGGCCUGUUUUUCAGCUGGGAGAGUUGUUAGAUAUGACCCAAACACUGGUGAGGAGCUACAAGUGAUAGAGAUUCCAAGCAAGCGAACAACAUCUUGUUGUUUUGGGGGAGAUAACUUUGAAGAUCUCUAUGUUACUUCAUGUGCCAAGCACGUAAGUGUGGAGAACCUAACAUUGAAUGAGGUGCUAAAAGAGGAGCCUUUGGCAGGAUCUGUGUUCAGAGUUACAGGACUUGGGGUCAGAGGUCAAGCAGCUAACAAAUAUAACAGAUGAGAGUGGCAGUCACCCAUUAUAUAUCUGAUAAGAUAAAUAAAAGGGACUUCACUUUAUGUUGUGUUACCUCUAGAUAAAAUUCUCUGGAAGCAAAAGUUAUGUAUUAGUCAGAUACUCCAACACUAUAGUCAUACAUAUAUUCAUGCAUUUCAUGGGAGAUCUGCUCGGAUUAAAAAUAACAUGACAUUAUAGAGGCUAUGUCCAGCUGUUGUGUGGACCUCUAGUUGGUGCCUUUGUCCUUCAAAUGGUUAAGGCGUUACCAUGAUCUGAAGUAUACUUAAGUCUUCACCAACUGUUUGGUAUUUAAAGUAUAUUUGCUUAAUAGCAUGUUAUAAAGGUUGUACAGAAAGCACAUUAGAUAGUAAGUAUAUAUACCAACCAAGAAAUAAAACUAUCAUACAGCA